Molecule: messenger RNA, 4102 nt
Organism: Dromiciops gliroides (monito del monte)
Lineage: Eukaryota; Metazoa; Chordata; Mammalia; Microbiotheria; Microbiotheriidae
Gene: ENPP3
Product: ectonucleotide pyrophosphatase/phosphodiesterase 3
Exons: 26
Coding region: 134-2749 (871 amino acids)
Biological process (GO): nucleoside triphosphate catabolic process
Molecular function (GO): nucleic acid binding; nucleoside triphosphate diphosphatase activity; metal ion binding
Source: RefSeq, a predicted model, not a curated record
GGAAAGACUUCUGGUAGGAAGUGGCAUUUGAAUUGAGCUUUGAAAGGAGCUAGGGAUUGUCAGAGAAGCACUUUUUGUUCUCCUACUGAAGGCAAGAGACACAGCUAUUGACCACUUUCAAAACGACCAAAUAAUGGUGGAAUCAAUUCUGGAUUUACAAACAGAAGACCCUGUGAAAAAAAGCACUCUUCACAGAUAUAAAAUACUUUCUGCGGUUCUUUGUAUUUUGUUGGUGGUUGUGUCACUUGGCCUAGGCCUGGGACUUGGAUUAAGGAGACAAGAGCAAGGGAGUUGUAGAAACAAAUGCUACGUGCAGUCCUACAGAGGACUGGAGGGCUGCCAAUGUGACAGUGGCUGCAGAGAGAGGAAGAACUGCUGCUGGGAUUUUGAAGAAACUUGUGUGAAAUCGACUCAGAUAUGGACAUGCAAUACAUUUCGUUGUGGAGAGACUCGGCUACCUAAUAGCCUCUGUUCUUGUUCUGACGACUGCUUGCAGAGAAAAGACUGUUGUACUGAUUAUACAAGUGUUUGCAAAGGAGAAAGGCGCUGGGUAGAUGAAGAAUGUAAUGCUUCUCAGGAGUUUCAGUGUCCAAAAGGGUUUAGCCUGCCACCUGUGAUUUUGUUUUCCAUGGAUGGUUUUAGAGCUGAGUAUUUACAUACAUGGAGCACACUGAUGCCUAAUAUCAACAAACUGAAAACAUGUGGAAUACAUUCGAAGUACAUGAGAGCAGCUUAUCCAACCAAAACCUUCCCGAAUCACUAUACCAUUGUCACAGGUUUAUAUCCAGAAUCCCAUGGCAUCAUUGACAAUAACAUGUAUGAUGUACAUCUUAACAAGAACUUUUCACUUUCUUCAGUAGAGAAAUUCAAGCCAGAAUGGUGGAAUGGCCAACCAAUCUGGCUAACAGCUAUGUAUCAAGGUUUGAAGGCUGCCACCUACUUCUGGCCAGGCUCUGAUGUACCUAUUAAUGGCACCUUUCCAUCCUAUUACAUGAAUUAUAGCAACUCUGUUCCAUUUGAAGAGAGAAUUUCUACAGUCCUGAAAUGGCUUGACCUACCAGAAUCUGAAAGACCAGAUUUUCUUACCUUAUAUAUAGAAGAGCCAGAUUCUGCUGGACAUGCAGGUGGACCAGUCAGUGGUAAUGUAAUUAUGGCCCUAGAACAAGUAGAUAAGGGUUUUGGAAUGUUAAUGGAGGGACUAAAACAAAGGAACCUACACAACUGUGUCAAUGUCAUUCUUCUGGCUGAUCAUGGAAUGGACCAGACAUCCUGUAGUAGGUUAGAAUAUAUGACUGAUUACUUUCCAGAAAUAAACUUUUACAUGUAUGAAGGGCCUAGCCCUCGCAUCCGAUCUCGAGAUAUCCCAAAGGACUAUUUUACUUUUGAUUCUCAAGGAAUUGUUGGAAACCUCAGUUGUCGAAAAGAAGAUCAGCAUUUUAAGCCCUACCUGACUCCUGACUUGCCUAAACGACUACAUUAUGCUAAAAAUAUUAGGAUUGACAAAGUUCACCUUCUUGUAGAUCAGCAGUGGCUAGCUGUAAGAAAUAAAAAUUAUAGAAAUUGUGGAGGUGGUACCCAUGGUUAUGACAAUGAAUUUAAAAGCAUGGAGGCUAUCUUUUUGGCACAUGGAUCGGGAUUUAAUCAGAAGAUUGAAGUGGAACCUUUUGAAAAUAUUGAGAUCUAUAACCUAAUAUGUGACCUCUUGCACAUUAAACCAGCACCAAACAAUGGAACUCAUGGAAGUCUAAACCAUCUUUUGAAGCUGCCUUUCUAUGUUCCAUCACACCCCAAAGAAGUGUUGAACCUUUCUUCUUGCCCCUUUGCUAACCCAAAGCCCACAGAUGAUUUAAGUUGUUCAUGUGCUACACUAGAUCAGAAUGCUGAGAUAGAGGUGAAUCAAAAUCUAAAUCUCACCUCCAAAGAAGAAAUACAGACAUACAACGAAAAUCUUCCCUACGGGAGGCCCAGAAUUACACAAGGAAGCAAAAAAUACUGUCUCCUUUACCAGCAUGACUACAUGAGUGGAUUUAGUCAAGAAAUCCGCAUGCCGCUGUGGAGCUCAUAUACAAUCUCUAAACCUGGAGACACAUCGCCUCUUCCUCCCACUGUUCCAGACUGUCUGCGGGCUGAUGUUAGGAUUUCUCCUUCUCAGAGCCAAAAUUGUUCCAUCUAUUCAACUGAAAAGAAUAUCACCCACGGCUUCCUUUACCCUCCUAUGCUCAGCAAGACAUUGAACGGACAAUAUGAUGCUUUACUUACAAGCAAUUUGAUUCCUACUUAUAAAGCCUUUAAACAAAUGUGGGACUACUUCCAUAGUGUUCUGCUUGUGAAAUAUGCUUCUGAAAGAAAUGGAGUGAAUGUGAUCAGUGGACCAGUGUUUGACUACAACUAUGAUGGACAUUCUGAUGAGCCCCAUGACAUUACAGAGUUUAUAGAAAAUACUGGCAUUCCCAUCCCAUCUCAUUACUUUGUGGUGCUGACUAGCUGCAAAAACCAGACUUAUACUCCACUGAACUGCCCUGGCUCCUUGGAUGUCUUGCCUUUUAUCAUUCCUCAUCGACCUACCAAUAUAGAAAGCUGUCCUGCAAAUAGAUCAGAGGCUCUUUGGGUUGAAGAAAGAUUUCAGGCUCAUGCUGCUCGGGUGCGUGAUGUGGAACUUCUCACAGGACUUGACUUUUACCAAGAGAGAAGCCAGAAUGUCUCUGAUGUCUUGCAGCUAAAAACAUUCCUGCCCAUUUUUGACUCUUAAUAAAGGAAUAUAGAAACAUGAUUUUGGAGAAUGUGGGCAAUUGCUUCUUCUCCUGCUGUAGGUUUAGACAAUGAAGAUGGUGGUUAUUUCUUCCUUAGCUUCAAAGCUACACCAAGUAGUCAUUUCCUCUCUCUUUUGCUUCUAAUGUCUUUUCAAGGGUCUAUCAUCCUAUGUUUUCCCAGUACACCCCAGGGAAAACAGAAGGAACAACUCCCAAUUUGGGAUUAAAUCUGUACUGUUUGAAUUUCACUGUAAAGUAAACAAAUGGGAUACUCUGUGCAGAACACAAGGACACAAACUGUGGAGUUUCUUCCUCAGUAUUCAGUGAUCCUUCAUGAGCUGCUUACACAGUGUGGUAGCAUUUUACUAACCUGAAAGCCCAUUGAAACUCAUUUGAUAGAACCUUGAUAUAUCUUCACAAAUUGCCUUGGAAGAAUUUUACUUUCUUUUUUUUUUUUUUUUUACUAAAAUUUCAAUUUAACCAUGGCUAUUAAAACCAACUAAUUUCUUCAAAAGACAUCUUCUCUUCUAAUUCAUUAGAUUUUAAGCAGUAUAAUAACAUUAAUAUAUUUUUAAAAAAUUAAUUAUGAUGCUAAUAUUUAUAUAGACCUUUAAGAUUUACAUUACUUAAUUUGAUCCUCCCAGUAGCUGGUAGGUAGCCAUUACUGUUAUUCUGAUUUUCUAGACAAGGAAAAAGGAGGGAUUUGAACCUAGGUUUUCCUGACUCCAAAUUAAUUUCUCUAUCCACUACAUUAAGCUGCUUCCUGAAUAAAAAUGGAAAUGUAGAAAGGAUUGAAGCAUUUUUUUUAUUCAACUUUAAGAAACAGAAGACAUAGGAACCAUGGAUUGGUCCAUAUUGGGUAAUUUCUGCCAUGUUUUAGACCUUCUGUCUCUAUAGGUUUACACAAAAUAUUGCUGGUGAAAUAGACUACAUAAGCAGAUACUAUUGGGAAAUUUCCAACUUUGUCUACAUAGAGCCUGAAUUCAUUUGAAGCAAAGAUUUUGAGCAUGGAUUUGGUGGGGGAUUGGGAGGAGUGAAUUAAUUUUACCUUAAAAGAGAUUCAAAAUAUUUUUCUUAGAGAAGUUCCAAUGAUUUUGGAAAAAUGCUCAUGUUGUAAAGAUGGGGAAUGAUUCUUCCCAUCCAUUGCAUUUUGAUUUCACAAAUCAAGAAGAGAAAGAAAUAACUACCUGAUAAGAUAAUUUAAGCAGUGAUUUGAAUUUAUGUAAGUUAUUUUCCUGGGUGUGAUUGACUAAAAACACACGGAUCAGUGUUGGAUGGGUAUUUUAAUAAUUCAGCCCUUGAUUCUUCACACAGCUAUGGUUUCCAACUUUAUGAUGGAUACAGUUAUAUUA